AUGGCGACCCAACAGUGGCCUGCCGCCAAAGUGCGCCAGACUUUCCUGGACUACUUCUCCGAGCGCGGCCACACCUUUGUGCCCUCGUCCUCGGUCGUGCCGCUGUCCGACCCCACGCUGCUGUUCACCAAUGCCGGCAUGAACCAGUACAAGGCCAUCUUCCAGGGCACCGUCGACCCGUCGUCCGACUUUGCCCAGCUGAAGCGCGCCGCCAACUCGCAAAAGUGCAUCCGCGCCGGCGGCAAGCACAACGACCUCGACGAUGUCGGCAAGGACAGCUACCACCACACCUUCUUCGAGAUGCUGGGCAACUGGUCGUUCGGCGACUACUUCAAGAAGGAGGCCGUGGGCUUCACCUGGGAGCUGCUGACGGGCGUGUACGGCAUCGACCCGAAGCGCCUGUACGUCACCUACUUCGAGGGCGACGCCGCCGGCGGCCUCGAGCCGGACCUGGAAGCCCUCGAGCUGUGGAAGAGCGUCGGCGUGCCCGAGGACCACAUCCUGCCCGGCAACAUGAAGGACAACUUUUGGGAGAUGGGCGACCAGGGCCCCUGCGGCCCCUGCUCCGAGGUGCACUACGACCUGCGCGAGCCCGUCAACGGCGAGUACAGGAACGCCGCUGAGCUGGUCAACGCCGACGACCCCGAGGUCAUUGAGAUCUGGAACAACGUCUUCAUGCAGUAUAACCGCGAGCCCGACCGCUCGCUGCGCUCGCUGCCCAACAAGCACAUCGACACCGGCAUGGGCUUCGAGCGUCUGGUGUGUCUGCUGCAAAAGAAGAUGUCCAACUACGACACCGACGUCUUCACCCCGCUGUUCGACCGCAUCCAGGAGAUCACCGGCGCGCGCCCGUACAACGCCAAGUUCGGCAAGGAGGACGCCGACGGCAUUGACACUGCCUACCGCGUCGUCGCCGACCACGUCCGCAUGAUGUCCUUUGCGAUCGCUGACGGCGGCGUCCCGAACAACGUCGGCCGCGGCUAUGUCGUGCGCCGCGUCCUGCGACGAGGCGCCCGCUACGCCCGCAAGUACUUCGAGACGGACAUUGGCGACUUCUUCUCCAAGAUCGUCCCCACCCUGGUCGAGCAGAUGGGCGGCAUGUUCCCGGAGAUCAAGAAGAAGCAGCAGGACAUCAUCGAGAUUCUUGACGAGGAAGAGAAGGCCUUUGCCAAGUCGCUGGACCGCGGCGAGGUCAUUUUCGAAAAAUACGCACAAAAGGCAAAGGCCAAGGGCUCAAACGACCUGCCCGGCGACGACGUCUGGCGGCUGUACGACACCUACGGCUUCCCCGUCGACCUCACCAAGCUCAUGGCCGAGGAGCGCGGCCUGAACAUCAACGACAAGGAGGUCGAGGAGGCGCAGGAGAAGGCACGCGAGGCCAGCAAGGGCGACAAGAAGGCUGCCGGCGUCGUGGUCAAGCUUGAUGUCCACGAUCUCGGCGCCCUCGAGAACAUGCCCGAAGUCCCCAAGACCGACGACAAUGCCAAGCACGGCCGCGAGAACAUCACCGCCACCAUCAAGGCCAUCUACCACAACAAGCAGUUCCUCAAGAGCACAAAGGAGGUCCCCCAGGGCGAGCGCUUCGGCAUCCUGCUCGACAAGACCAACUUCUACGCCGAGCAGGGUGGCCAGGAGGCCGACUUUGGCAAGCUCGUCAUCGACGGCGAGGCCGACUUCACCGUCGACGACGUCCAGGUGUACGCCGGCUACGUCCUGCACACCGGCUAUCUCGGCGAGGGCGAGCUCAGCGUUGGCAGCCAGGUCAUUGCCGAGUUCGACGAGCUCCGGAGAAACCCCAUCCGCAACAACCACACCGGCACCCACGUCCUCAACUACGCGCUGCGCGAGGUCCUCGGCAACGAGGUUGACCAGAAGGGCUCGCUGGUCGCGCCCGAGAAGCUGCGCUUCGACUUCUCGCACAAGGCCGGCCUGACCGACGCCGAGCUCGAGAAGGUCGAGCAGAUCGCCUCGGACUACAUCAAGCAGGACGCGCAGGUCUUCGCCAAGGACGUCCCGCUCGCCGUCGCCCGCGAGAUCAACGGCCUGCGCGCCGUCUUCGGCGAGACGUACCCCGACCCCGUCCGCGUCGUCUCGGUCGGCGCCUCGGUCGACGACCUGAUUGCGGACCCCAAGAACGCCGCCUGGAGCAAGCUCUCCAUCGAGUUCUGCGGCGGCACGCACGUGCUCAAGACGGGCGAGAUCAAGCAGCUCGUCGUGCUCGAGGAGUCCGGCAUCGCAAAGGGCAUCCGCCGCGUCAUCGCCGUCACGGGCCAGGAAGCCUACGACGUGCAGCGCAUCGCCGCCGACUUCGCCGCGCGCCUCGACGCCCUCGACAAACUCCCCUUUGGCGCCCAGAAAGAAGCCGACGCGAAGCGCACCCAGGUCGACCUCAACGCGCUCACCAUCUCCGCGCUGACCAAGUCCCGCUUCCGCACCCGCAUGGCCGCGAUUUCCAAGUCCCUGCUCGACGCGCAGAAAGCCGCCGCAAAAGCCGAGCAGAAGGCCGUCCUGGACCAAGUCACCGCGCAUUUCAAGGACGACGCGAACCGCUUCUGCGUGCUGAAGGUCGCGUACUCGCCGUCCGUCGGCAAGACCAUCAGCGAGGUCGUCAAGACGGUGUCGGCGCCCAAGAGCGCGCUGAAGGACCGCAGUGUGUAUUUGUUCGCUGCCAGCCCCGAGGAGGGGAAGGUCGUGCAUGGGUGUUAUGUUUCUGAGCCGUUCAAGGCCAAAGGCGCCGACGGGCCCCAGUGGGCUGCCUCGGUAACGCCGAUUAUCGGCGGCAAGGCGGGCGGCAAGGCGGGCGCGGCGACGGCGGUUGGGCAGGGGACUGAGGCUGCGCGCGUGGAUGAGGGUGUUGAGGAGGCGAGGCGGUGGAUUGAGAAGUUGGCUGUCUAA
Boeremia exigua is the source of this 2895-nucleotide messenger RNA. Its product is annotated as tRNA synthetases class II (A)-domain-containing protein. The record is from RefSeq and is a predicted model, not a curated record. The coding region runs from base 1 to 2895 and encodes 964 amino acids. The transcript is spliced from 3 exons. NCBI's taxonomy places the organism in Eukaryota, Fungi, Ascomycota, Dothideomycetes, Pleosporales, Didymellaceae. Gene Ontology annotation, cellular component: mitochondrion; cytoplasm. Gene Ontology annotation, biological process: alanyl-tRNA aminoacylation; tRNA modification. Gene Ontology annotation, molecular function: aminoacyl-tRNA deacylase activity; amino acid binding; ATP binding.